CUCUGAAAGAGAAAAGAAAGAAAAAUAAAAGAAAAAGAAAAAUAAAAAAUCCUAUUUGCUUCUUCUGAGCUGCAACCCCAGAGGGAAGGCUGCCAAGGACACACCCAAAACCCCUCGCUCCGACAGCCCUUUCCGAAUCAUUCUCUGAAGGAAAAAUCUUAAUAUAAAGACCCUCGACUAUCUGUUAUUUGCAAUCUCUGCCCCUUUCUGUCUCCGAGAGAUUUUGUUUAUAUAUGUCUACAUAUGCUCCGGAAAUGCCCUUCCGUUGAUUCACCGGGACUGCACUCUCGCGCCUCGCGAAACGACGACGUUUUAGUAAUCUAGUGGAAUUGUACGAGGCAUUUGAUUCUGGAUUGUUCCAGGCGUUUCUGCAAUUGAAGUGGUUCAGUUGCUUUCUGUUAUAAGUUCAGUACCUUGGGUGGUAUAAGAUUGAACUUUCUCCAAGAGGAUCCCAUGGAGCUGAAGGUUUCAUCUCCAAAGCCUAGUGGUCUAUCUCCAUCUGAUGGUGAGAGUGAUCCUGAGGAGAAAGAAAUCAGUGAUGAGGAUGAUGAUGAUCGUAAUCAUAAGCAUCGUAGGAGGGAGACACGGUCUCAGUCCCUGGAGAGAGAUUCUCUUGAACAGGUUUUAUCAAGGCCUUACAGGAAGCGUAACAAACCCUUUGAAAAUGGACAUUCUUUCAGAGAAAAUGAUUCUCAGUCAAGUGGAUCAUGGAAAAACUAUAACAUUUCCCCUAUGGAGAAAGACUUUUCUGGGAAGUUUGAGAAAAGGCGUCCCGGUUUAGCAACAUUUGCUCGGGCACCAUUAGAUUUGAAUCAAAGAACAAGGAUGAACCAAUCUUUUUCUGGUGAUUCUGGUCCUGUUAGGGGAAGAGGAAGGGACCCUGGUUCUUGGAACCAACGUGAUCCUAGAUUCAGCCAAGUUGAUAUUGCUUCUCAAAUGGUGCAAGGAUCCAUUCCCCCAGGUCUGUAUGCAGGAAGGGGGUUGCCUAAUGUUUCAAACACACAGAAUGCUUCUUGGAGUGGGUUUGGGCUACUUCCAGGAAUACCAAAUGGUGCUCUGGAUUCCCUCCAUUCAUUGGGUUUGCAAGGGACACUCAGACCACCUCUCAGUACUUCUCUGAAUAAGAGUAUUCCACGCCAACGAUGUAGGGAUUUUGAAGAACGUGGAUUUUGUCUAAGAGGAGACAUGUGCCCAAUGGAGCAUGGGGUCAAUCGAAUUGUUGUGGAAGAUGUUCAGAGUCUUUCACAGUUUAACCUCCCUGUUUCACUUCCAAGUGCACAUCUUCUGGGAACACCUGCUGGACCAGGGCCUUUACCUUCUGUUAAUGCGCCUCCAAGCACAUUGAUGAAUAGCAAAGGAUUUCAAAACAAAAGUGGCAAGCCUGAAGUGGCUGAGGAUGAGUUAGGACUGAAUGGUGCAUUUUCAGGUUCUGCUGUUGGAGGUGGAGCUGAGCUGUAUGAUCCUGAUCAGCCCCUUUGGAAUAACGAUUGUCCUGAAACACCAAGUGCACUAUUAGCCCUACAUUCGCCCAAGAUUGAUGAAACUGAGUGCUUGUUGGAUGCUAAUUCUUCUGAUCGUUAUCAUGCCAGAUUAUGUGACGGCUCAGAUAAUGGACGCCCAGUUAAAAACACUGGGACUACUGUUGGCUCACAGAGUACAAAUGUUUCUGUUUGGGGGAGAAUUGGUGGUGCAAAAGAUCGAUUAGAAGCAAAAGAGAAAAUUGAUUCUGUGAUAAGUUCCUCAGAUUAUCUCGAAAAUGAAGGUAAGGAAGAUCAGGAGGCAUUAACUAGUGUUCAAGGCACUUCUCGUCAAGGAAAGCGGAUUAUUGUAGAGGACAUUGGCUCAAAGAAUGUGGAUUUGUCCUCCAGGACACAAAGUGAUGCUAUGCGUAAUAUUAGGAAGCCAUCUCAAAAGGCGCUCCGUACUCUAUUUGUUAACGGCAUUCCACAGAAAAACAACAGAAAAGAGGCCCUCCUUUCACAUUUUCGGAAAUUUGGGGAGGUUAUUGACAUCUAUAUUCCAUUGAAUAGUGAACGAGCUUUUGUCCAGUUCUCUAAACGGGAAGAGGCAGAGGCUGCUCUACAGGCACCGGAUGCUGUAAUGGGUAACCGCUUUAUCAAGUUAUGGUGGGCUAAUCGGGAUAGCGUCCCUGAUGACAGCAUUAGCGGUGGCAACGGUGCAUCUGUAAUCCCCCAUGGUGUGACAGCUGCUUCAGUUCCAUCUCAUCCAUCUGCUGUCAAUAGGGCAAAAGAUAAUCUCCAAUCUGCAGCCCCAAAAGUUAAUGCUGUCCAUGCUAUUGAUGCUCCUUCUCCCACAUCUGAUCACUCUAAACCAAUUGUUACAAAUGGUCCCAAGGCUCCACCUCCUUUGCAAAAGAAACUAGAGAGUUUAGAGCUUAUGAAGGAGGAACUUCGCAAGAAGCAGGAAAUGCUGGAUCAAAAGCGGAAUGACUUCCGGCGCCAGUUGGAUAAGCUUGAGAAACAAGCCACAGGACUCAAGGGUGAAGUAGGAGCUGAGCAAGCUGCAAAGAGACCUAAAGUGGGAAUAGUAGGUGAUGCUGCAAAAGCUGCAACUCCAAGGUGCACUGAUCCGGGUAUUGCUGUGGGAUCGCCACAAACUGAAAUAACGAUGGAUAAGAACAAGUCUGCUGAGAAUGUUGUGCCCUAUAGUUCAAAAACAAAUUCAGCUAUGGUGCUGCUGGAGCCUACUGUCUUGAAGCAGUCAGUUCGUCCAUUAGCACUUGGUGGGACUCCUUCCCAAAUGAAUAGAUAUAAAUUGGACAACCGUCCUAUGGGAUUUAGGAUUAUGGCACCUUUACCAACAGGUCUUGCAAACGUGGGUGUUUUGAAGGAACACUUCUCAUCAUAUGGUGAUCUUUCCACUGUGGAACUAGAAGAUCUAGAAGCCCUCGAUGGUGGUAAUGGUUCAGAUGCAUCCAGAAAUUGCUCAGCUCGUAUAAUCUUCACAACACGUCGUUCAGCUGAAAGGGCAUUUGUAAAUGGUAAAUGCUGGCAAGGCCACAAUUUGCACUUUAUGUGGUUGAUAUCAAGUAAUUCUGGCAAUGAGCUCGGUGGCCGAGAAAGUUCUCCAUCUGCUUCUAAGGGGUCUUCAGAUGCUGAUCUUCAACCUGCAGGAAAGGUAGCAUGCAGUGUAUCUCUGGAAACAGUUCUCUCAGGAAAUGGAGAACCUGAAGAUUCAGAAAGAAAAAGUAGUAUGGAGCAUAAGGAACCUGAUGGAAAUUUUCAGGCAAGUCCGACUCUGUUGUGUGAGGAACAGUCACCAAAGAGCAAUGUUUGUUGAGGAUGGCAUAAUUGUCAAAUUUGUACAGUGAGGGUUUGCAUGUCUCAAGUCUGGGUUUGAUUCUGAUGACCAUGUUGUAGUUCAAAAGCAGGAGGCAGUACGAUCCAAAACGUAUUAUGCUUGGUGUUUACAAAUGUCCAGAGUGCCUGAUGGUACUCGUUUUGCUUGCUGCAUGUUGUGUUAAAUUGAUAAUACCAUGCUUGGAUUUAGGGCUUGCAUAAGAUGCAAUUCAACCCACAAAAUCAAUUGAAUGGAUCAUUUUUUUUUUAAAGUUCAGUUUGUUUAGUUUUUAUACAUUAAAAUCACAUAGAUCAUCCCUGCUUGGAUUUUGUUAUUUCUGCCACUUGAGGCCGCUGUAAACUGUUAUAAAUUUGUAACUCAUUUGGAGCAUACAUAUAAUUUGUCCCCAUAACUUUUUAGCUCA
Messenger RNA from Vitis vinifera (wine grape), 3724 nucleotides. Its product is annotated as zinc finger CCCH domain-containing protein 41. Gene Ontology annotation, cellular component: nucleus. The coding region runs from base 454 to 3300 and encodes 948 amino acids. NCBI's taxonomy places the organism in Eukaryota, Viridiplantae, Streptophyta, Magnoliopsida, Vitales, Vitaceae. The record is from RefSeq and is a predicted model, not a curated record. Gene Ontology annotation, molecular function: metal ion binding; RNA binding. The transcript is spliced from 6 exons.